Molecule: messenger RNA, 2555 nt
Organism: Dicentrarchus labrax (European seabass)
Lineage: Eukaryota; Metazoa; Chordata; Actinopteri; Moronidae
Gene: pax8
Product: paired box 8
Exons: 12
Coding region: 263-1648 (461 amino acids)
Biological process (GO): regulation of transcription by RNA polymerase II; anatomical structure development
Molecular function (GO): DNA-binding transcription factor activity, RNA polymerase II-specific; RNA polymerase II cis-regulatory region sequence-specific DNA binding
Source: RefSeq, a predicted model, not a curated record
CAACACAACACCACAGCAGCCCCGGACACACACCGUGUUACACUAUCAGAGUCCCGUCAUUUGGAUAAUAUCAGAAUCUCUGCUCGGGGGACGUUUUUGUAUUUACAGCUGCGUCGUUGAAAGCAAGCGGUCCACACUGUGCUCAGGAGCACACUCAUGCCAGACGAGGCAGGACGGGGAGUAAAAACACUUUAACUGGGACAGCGUGGAGGAGGCGAGUGUCACGUUCAGCUGGUGGAGCAAGGACCAAAAACUCAGGGAUAUGUCCAGCCACACUGGAAGAGGUCAUGGGGGUCUUAACCAACUAGGUGGAAUGUUUGUUAAUGGACGCCCGCUUCCGGAGGUGAUCCGGCAACGCAUUGUGGACAUGGCCCACCAGGGGGUUCGGCCCUGUGACAUCUCCCGGCAGCUCCGAGUCAGCCACGGCUGCGUCAGCAAGAUCCUGGGACGUUACUACGAGACAGGCAGCAUCAAGCCAGGCGUGAUCGGUGGCUCCAAGCCCAAGGUGGCCACCCCGAAGGUUGUGGAUAAAAUCGCAGAGUACAAAAGGCAAAAUCCCACCAUGUUCGCCUGGGAGAUCAGGGACAGGCUGCUGGCUGAGGGAGUGUGUGACAGCGACACGGUGCCCAGCGUGAGCUCCAUUAAUAGAAUAAUAAGAACGAAGGUCCAGCAGCCGUUCAAUCUGCCUCUGGAUGGAAAAGGCCUGAGUCCAGGACAGACCUUAAUCCCCAGUUCGGCAGUCACUCCUCCUGAGUCUCCACAGUCAGACUCUCUGGGCUCCACCUACUCCAUCAGUGGUUUGUUGGGUAUCCCCCAACCCAGCGCCGAGGGCAAGAGGAGCCACGAUGACAGUGAUCAGGAGAGUUGUCGGCACAGUGUGGACUCUCAGGGCAGUGGAGGGGUCCCGAGGAAACAGAUGAGACUGGAUCACUUCUCCGCAGCCACGCAACAUCUGGACUGUGGGUUCGACCGUCACCACUAUCCCCCGGACUCAUUCGGCUCGGCCUCCAGCAGCAAGACAGAGCAGACUUUGUACCCGCUGUCCCUCAUCAAUGGCAGCCUAGACGAGGCCAAGACCAGCCUCUCAACAUCCAGCUCCGCCAUUGGACGCAACCUGGCAGCGCACCAGAGCUACACCAUGGUGACUGAGCCCCUACAGUCCCUGCCGCUCUGUCUAAAACAGGAAAUGUCCCCAGAAGUGACCAGCACAAGCCCCUCCCCAAACAUGGCAGCGUCCAACCUGGCAUUUGUGGAGCUGCAGGCGCUGCAGAAGCCCAUUUCAGUCAGCAGCAGCUGCAGCAACUCCAACCAUUUCCCAAACGCCUUCAACUCAUUCUCCCAUCAUGCACCAGUGUACGGGCAGUUCAGCAGUCAGUCUAUCAUCUCAGGGCGUGACAUGGUAAGCUCCACCCUGCCAGGCUACCCACCUCACAUCCCCUCCCCUGCCCAGUCAGGAUACUCCUCUUCUGCCAUCACAGGCAUGGUAGCAGCAGGUGCAGACUACUCGGGUCAGACCUACAGCCAUUCGCCCUACACCUCCUACAGUGAAGCCUGGAGGUUCACCAACUCCAGCAUACUGGGCUCACCCUAUUACUACAGCUCGGCCUCCCGCACCGCUCCACCGUCUGCAGCCUACGACCACCUCUAGUCCCUGCUGCAUGAGAACUUCACAUCAGCUGACACAUCUGAUCACGGACCAAGGCACAAAAGUCAAAAACCUGGAUGUGAACUUGAGACUCUGCUGAUGAACCAGCAACACAUUUGUUUAUACAUCCUACCGCACCCACUCAUAUGUUAUUUAUUUUGUCAUUACUGAUACCAUCGCCCAGGGUAACUCAUGCACAUUAACACCUUGCUCCUCCCAGAGGCCUGUUUCCAGAGGCCCCGGCCGGACAUCUCACAUCGAGGUGCAUAUCUUCAGUAUCCGAAGCUCUUCAACGCUGUUUUUGGCCAAAGACUUUCUUUCUCGCACAUCUGCAACUUGACCGCACUGACCCAGUGACUUACAGAUAUGCAACUCCUUUAUACUGAACUAUGCCUGCUUUUGUUUACAAAAAAUGCUUUUUUGUCCUGUCAUGUCACAAAUUAAUUCCUUUUUCCUGAACCCUGUGUCUGCUUGCAAAUUCAUCCCGUGACUUUGUUUUCACUGUAAAUUCUGAUUUUAAGAGCUUUUUCUGUAGUGAAAAUAGACUAAAAAGGUGACACAUUCAAUCACAAUUACAACAAAAUGCCCACAUAUGCCCCUCGAAGACAAUUAAUGUAUUUGUCUAGCAAUAUGUACAUAUUGUAAAUGAUGGAUUACUUAUGGGGAAGUGAUGCAAUUUUACUCAGAGAAUGACUGAUGAGGGAGGGGGAUGACGGUGAUUUGGCUACUAAAACCAACAAGGCUUGAAAUACAUUUGUUUUGCGUCAAAUAAAUUUAGUUUGUUGUCAUGCUGAUGUUCUGAUGUUUGGUAAGAACUGUGACUAUUUUUUCUUAUACUGUUAUUAAUAUUAUUGCAGAUGUAAAUAAUGAAUUUCUAAAGAAUUAUUUUAAUUAAAGCAUGACAAAUUUA